Molecule: messenger RNA, 462 nt
Organism: Choloepus didactylus (southern two-toed sloth)
Lineage: Eukaryota; Metazoa; Chordata; Mammalia; Pilosa; Megalonychidae
Gene: CCDC182
Product: coiled-coil domain containing 182
Exons: 1
Coding region: 1-462 (153 amino acids)
Source: RefSeq, a predicted model, not a curated record
AUGGAUCCACUCUACCAGGCUGGCUCCAUCUUCAUGAAGGUGAAUACCCUACAAGGGAAGAACAUGGUGGAGAGUGGCCUCCAGUCUGGAGACUUUUCCCUCCCCCCGUCGUGGCGCCCCUGCCUCCCGCCGCCGGCCGACGUGGAGAUGCUGCAGCAGAAGGUGGCCGGGUUGCAGCGGGAGCUGGAGGACUUCAAGAAGGAGGCGUUGCAGGCCAUCCACUCCCUGGAGGACGCCUUCUGCGAGAUGAACGAGGCCCUGGCCCAGCAGGAGGAGCAGGCAGCCCGCGUGAAACAGCGGCUGAGGGAGGAGGAGGACCGGGGCAUCGUGCGCAACAAGGUCUUAACCUUCCUGCUGCCCCGCGAGAAGCAGCUCCGGGAGCACUGCCAGCAGCUGGAGGGCCUGCUUCUGGGCAGGGGCCGCGAGGCGCUGGGCAUCCCCAAGAAGUUCCAGGCAAACUGA